Heterobilharzia americana is the source of this 879-nucleotide messenger RNA. The record is from the annotation of a GenBank genome assembly. Lineage: Eukaryota; Metazoa; Platyhelminthes; Trematoda; Strigeidida; Schistosomatidae.
AUGAAGCAUUCAACAUCAACUUAUUCAUCUGAGAUCUACUCUACCGAAGUGUUCUAUUUUAGGAAAGUUUACAGAUCUAUGAUGAACGGUUACCUUUUUAUCUGUGCAGUAAUAUUGCCUACUGUUUUCAGUGUACCAACAACAUAUUUUGCACAACAAAUUAGUUCUUUUCAAUCGUCAUCGCAGUCAACAGGAGCCAAUCUUACUGAUUUGGUUGGUCAGAAGAGUUAUGUGAUCAAAACAAUAACUAGCGUGCCACUUUAUAGAAUUGUGGGCUAUUUCACAAAUCGUACAGAGGAAACAGAAGCUAAGGUACACGACUUACAAAUUCCUCAUGCAAUGUAUUACACGCAUAUAUACUUGGCAUGGAAGUCUGCAGACCAACUAAUGUCAUCUAUAACUCUGGAAUCAGACGGCCCUGAUGGUAAACUGAAUGGUGCUAAUUUGGUUUUGUCAACAUCCAGACUGGGUGAUAUGUAUGCUCCAGGUUUGAUAACGCCAGUUCUUGAUUUUGUCACAAAAUGCUAUGAUUGGGCUAAACCACGAAAUUCACCUAUCCCAAUAAGCACUGCAUUUGUAUCAACUCUGAGAGUGGCAGCUACAGGUGAAAUUAAUAAGGCACUGAUUCAAUAUACAACAGAACAGUUUUUGAGAGCAACGACCCCUGGUUCUUAUCAUUUGGUUUGGGAGGGAAAUUCAGAAAUGAGCGAAUUUAUGAAACAGCUAAACUAUGAAAAAGUUGUGUGUGGAGGAAAAGUAUCACCUUCUAAUCCGUGUGAUUGGACUUUGAUGGGCUUAACACCAGAAAAAGCCGAAGAGCAAUGUUUAUAUCGACUCAUUAAUACAAAAUCGAGCCAUAAUGGUUUGGGUCCAAGUUAA